AUGUCAAAGAGAACAGGAGCAGGAAUAGGAAUAGAAACGACAUUAAAGAAAGUGGAGGUUACAAUUGACAAACGGUUACGGUUAAGUGGUUCACGGAUGGAGAUGGAAAUGGGGAAGAUUAAAAAUUCAAAUGCAACGCGAACGCCAAUCAUAUCAAUUUAUGGAACCGUGCAUGUACAAAGUGAUACUAGUAAGGUACUAGUAAGGUACUAG
Molecule: messenger RNA, 213 nt
Organism: Sclerotinia sclerotiorum 1980 UF-70
Lineage: Eukaryota; Fungi; Ascomycota; Leotiomycetes; Helotiales; Sclerotiniaceae
Exons: 2
Coding region: 1-213 (70 amino acids)
Source: RefSeq, a predicted model, not a curated record